GUUGCUGCGUGCGCAUUCACUUCUCCGUCGUAAUGGCGCUGGCAAGAUCCGUGUACCACCUUCUCUUCAGGAGGACGUCUACUUUUGCUAUAACCAUCAUGGUUGGAGCAGUCUUCUUUGAGCGGUUAUUUGACCAAGGUGGCAAUGCUAUCUUUGAGCAGAUGAAUCGCGGGAAACUAUGGAAACACAUUAAACAUAAUUACGAGGAGAAAGAUGAGGAAUAAGACGUGGAUCCAGGUCAUCUGAGGCCAAGUCAAACUGUCGUCACACUUCCAUGAUCCAUUCGAACUGGACCUACACCUGAGUUACAGUCAUCAUGGACUUUGUGCUGAAUGUCGUAAACAGGCUGUCAGCAGCUCCCACAAAUCCAGUGUUGAGUGACAGACUGUCUGGAACACCAUGAAGAUGGAGCCGUGACUCCAAACUGCUCCUCUUUCUCACUGUCGUUGUGUUUAACGCUGUCAUUCUUGUAAAUUGUUAAAUUAAAGGUUCAUGUUUAUGUUCUAGAGAUC
Sphaeramia orbicularis (orbiculate cardinalfish) is the source of this 512-nucleotide messenger RNA. RefSeq names its product ubiquinol-cytochrome c reductase, complex III subunit X (gene uqcr10). The transcript is spliced from 2 exons. Gene Ontology annotation, biological process: mitochondrial electron transport, ubiquinol to cytochrome c. NCBI's taxonomy places the organism in Eukaryota, Metazoa, Chordata, Actinopteri, Kurtiformes, Apogonidae. Gene Ontology annotation, cellular component: respiratory chain complex III. The record is from RefSeq and is a predicted model, not a curated record. Bases 33 to 224 code for a protein of 63 amino acids.